AUGGCCUUUUGGAGACCCAGUUAUCUCCAGUUGUACGGCACCAUGCCCAGCGAUGCCGAAGUGUCUGCAGCCAGAGCGAAGCUGGCUGCCAUGCGACAGUCCUUGGCGGGGCUGAAGCAGCAUCAGGCCCGUCUGGAAGUCGUGUGCCAAAAGGCGAAGGAGAACGAGUCCUCCCUAAAGAAGGAGCUCCGUGAGUUGAUGGACAAGAUGGCGCAGGUAAAGUUAGAGAGAGAGGACAUCGAGGGUCUCUUCUAUUCAGAUGAAGGCUUCGGGCCCUGGCAGACCCAGUUUCGACGUUUCUGGCGCCCUAACGCCCCAGCACGGCCAAGUCAGAGGCUGCCAUGUGUCAGAGAGGUAUCCUUUGGAUGCCUCCGAGGGCAACAGCUUAGCAGCUCUCCGGUGGCCCUGUGGUUUCCCAACUUUGCAACUCCCGAGGAGUGCGAGGAACUCAUUGAGCUUGGUUUCAGGACCUGCAAGCGCCACAACGCGGAUGCCCAGGCCAUGCAGCGCCCAGCCGGAGAAAGCUCCGGGGAAAAGCUGCGCGGUGUGGCGACCGCCUCGUUGCAGGUCGGACGACUGGCCGGCGCGGAGCAUGUGCUGAUGACCGAAAUGCAGCGACGAGUGGCGGAACUCACAGGGAUCCCGGUGCAUGCCGAUGAAAUAAAUCCCUUUCUGAAAUUUGAUCAGCCAGCUGGUGUGGACCUGAAAGGAGAUGAUAUGAGCAUUGGCCUCCACCUGGAUGUGAAUGGCGGCCGACCUUACUGCAUUUGUUCUGUCAUCAUUUACUUGAACGACGUUGACCGGGGUCGCACGGUCUUCCCCUGCGCCACCAAUGGCACGGCGGAAACUGCGCCGUGCCACCAGCUGGGGCAGGUGAUGGCCCGUGCGGGCUACACGCACACCAGCCAUUCCUCUGCCCAAGAAGCGGGACAGGAGGCCUCCGAGCUGGUGAAUCGCGCCAGCACGGAGCCUAACAGCGGACUGAGGGUAUCACCGCAACGUGGCAGCGCCUUCUGGUUCUUCACCUUGGAUGACGUGGGAGGCUUCGAUGGCUCCUCCUGGCACGGCGGUGCUGCCGUGGCGGGAGACUUGGGGAAGUGGACACUGCAGAUCUUCAAGGAGAUCCCCCUGCCACACCGCUCUGCCGCUGCCCUGCCACAGCGAUGCGCGGAGCUGCGGCGCAGGGCGCAGUGA
Messenger RNA from Cladocopium goreaui, 1194 nucleotides. The record is from the annotation of a GenBank genome assembly. Lineage: Eukaryota; Dinophyceae; Suessiales; Symbiodiniaceae.